AUGGGCAAAACCAAACGACAAACAACUUUUACUAGCUCAUCAAGAGGAUCUAAACCACAAAAUAAGCACGACAGACGCAAUAAACACUUGAAAAAAUCUAAUGUCGAGAAUGACGACGUGGAACAUUUUGAAGAAGCGGGUGCUUCAGCUGAGACUGAUAAAUUACCUUUCCCUCUGGCCAUGUGGGACUUAGAGCACUGUGAUCCUAAGAAGUGCACAGGCAGAAAACUUGCCCGCAUGGGUUUUGUCAAGACACUUCGACUAAAUCAGAGAUUCAAUGGCAUUAUACUUUCACCAGUUGGCACUAAGUGUGUUGCACCUGAAGACAGGGAUAUCAUUAAAGACUAUGGCAUGGCUGUAGUUGAUUGCAGCUGGGCCAAGCUUCAGGAGACCCCAUUUAGUAGAAUGAAAGGCAAUAACACCAGACUUCUUCCUUACCUUGUGGCGACCAAUCCAAUCAACUAUGGUCGCCCCUGUAAGCUGUCGUGUGUGGAGGCCUAUGCUGCAACUCUCUACAUCACAGGUUUUGACAAGCUGGCUGAAAAGCUCCUGGCCAAGUUCAAGUGGGGGCUGGCAUUUCCUUCUCUGAAUCAGGAGCUCCUUGAGAGCUAUGCAGCAUGCUCUACAAGUGCUGAAGUUGUGGCAGUGCAGGAGAAGGUUCUGGCCAAACAGUCUGAGGAUCAUGAUCAGAACAAAACAAAAGAUUGGAGCUUGAUGGAUCCUGAGUUUGAUGUUUGUAAUCCAAAUAGACCCAAUAGAGAGAUGCCACCAUUGUUUUCUAGCUCAGAUGAGGAUUCAGAUGAAGAUGGAGAAAUAGAUGAAUCAGAAGAUGAUCAGGAGAGUGAGUCUGAUGGUGCUGAGAGUGGGUCUGAUGAUGCUGAGAGUGGGUCUGAUAAAAGAGGCAAUAGAUUGAAUUAUAAUAAUCAGAACAAUGAUUCUCAAAAUUCAGAAACAGUUUCUCAUUGCUGUGAUAGUGAAGUUAAACAUUGUCCCUCUGGUCACAGCCAGGAAAAGGACAUCAGUCUCAAGGAUCCGCUGCCAGAUUCUUCUAAUGCUGAAUGUGACCAGGAAACAUCUAGUCUUGCACUGCAGACCAAAGAUAUGACUUUGUCACCUAGUGGUCUAAGAUGAGGCAUAACAUUUCCAAAAGAUGGAUGGAAUGUCUGGAUCAAUGUUUUGACUUUUGCAGUGCAAUGUCUUGAUCAUUUUAAAUGUUUAUUACUUGAUGUUAACUGGGUGAAUGAAAAGAACAGUUACUAAGUUGUUUUCUGUUGUUUUUGUUUUGUUUUAUUAAUAAAUGUCAGAAAACAAAAAUCUAUUCUUUAUUUAGAAAUAUUUUCAUGUGUAAAGCUCAUUGCAAAAUUUUUGUAAAAAAACAACAACAAUUCCCAUGACUAUCUCAGGAUAAGAGAUUAUGUUAAGCAUUUGGAACUUUUAAAAGUACUUUGCUUUGAUUAGUGUAAUUAAAGAAUUAGUAUUGAAAAUUGUACCAAUUGGUCACACUAUAAAAACUUGAUAUAACCAGUACAGUAGAUAAUGGACUUUUGUUCUAUAUAAAUAUUUUGCACAUGCAAACAAAAAAAAAAGCCAGCAUUAAAACUUAUGAAAGUCAAUUACAAAAAGUAGUUAAAAAGCCCAAAUCAUAAAAUUUAAAGGGAGUCUUAUACAAACAGGGUUAGUUUGUGAGUCCACAAAAUGAUUGUAAAUACAAAACAUUUUUGUUAGUUUGAAAGGUGAGUAAUAGGUGCACAAGUAACAUCAGGUCUAUUGGUACACAAUGUCUAUUGAUGGCUGACUAGCAACUUAAUGAAAUAAACUUUCCCUUUGUAUUAUCACAGGUCAUUGAAGCAGCUGUCCAUCCAAACAUGAAAUUUGCUAGUUGGAAUCGAAGCAAAUUUUUUUUUUACUAAUUAUUUUUAGCUUGGGUAGGACUGUAGUUCACUGUUGGUGCCCAUUUAAAAGUUGAAUCCAUAACAUGACUUUGGUUGCACUCAUGUAGCCUGUUCAUUGGAUCCUUUAACUUUGUGUCUUAUAUUAUAACUAUUGACAAAGACAAGAUAAGCGCAUAAAGUAAUUUUAUAAUCAAUUAGUUUAACCCCAGAUUUUAUUGUACACAAUAUUUCUUGUAUUGAUGUUCUACUGUUAAAAGAAAACCAGCUUUGUCGCCAAUAAAACACAUUUGUAUAAAAUGUUUCAAAAAAUUUUUUUUACUACAAGUUAAUAAUAAUUCUUACACACAUAGUCCUAGAUCUGAACAUUGCAACCAUGUUAGAUAAUUGUGACAAAUUAGAAAAAAAUGUAACUUCAUAUCUUACCAACAGUUCAUUUAGAUGAGAACAACAUUCUUUUAAAUAAAUGUAUUUUCAGAUUGAUUUUUGUGUUCCUGGAAACCUAUACCUAGAAACAUCAUACAUGGCCAGUGAAUAAAAUAUGUUUUUUUUUUUGGAUUGAGGGGGAGGAAGAUAAUACAGAUAUUAAUUAAUUUUGAAUUUUAGGCCUAAUUUUAACUAAUAUCUAAAAAUUAUUUGCUUCAAGUGUGAUGCUGCAGUAUCAAUGAACUCAAAAGCCAUUGGUAAUGGUUCAGUACAACUUUCAACACAGAAAUGUUUUUGAAGACAGAAUGUAUUGAAUGUUUUAUUUAUUUAUGUGCAUACUCUUUUUUUUUUUUUGUUGUUCAUGAAUAAUGACACCAAAAUAUGAACUAUUGACAAAAUACCAACAUGGUAUACAACACAUUUAUGGCAUAAAUCUAAACAUAUGUCACUAAGACUUUACUUUUUUUUUAAAUAACAUAAUUUAUAAUUACAAUUUGUGAGACACUUUAAAAUAAAAAAAACAACAAUGUCAAUGACUAACCUCACAAUAGUAUUAAAAGUCAACAAUAAAUUUGGAUACUUGUAAUCAUUGCAAUACAGUCAUCAUAAGAUUUUAUUCUUUUCUAAAGAGAUAUGAAUGAUGAUGCAAAAUGUUGAGUAAAAACUAUUUACAAUACAAACACUAAGUAAUCAUGUGACUGGAAAUAAAUAACAUCAUGUUUCCUAUUAUUUUCACAUUUUGUCCGUUCAGGCUGAUCAAUAUAUCGACUUUAUGUUGUACGAAUUGAUCUAGAUAGUUAUUGAUAAUGGUCACUCAACCUGAAUAGGCUACUGAGAAAAUUUCUUUUUGUUUGACUUUAUUUGGUCAUUAUGCUCAAAUGGUUAAAAAUAACUAAUAAAAAAAAAUAAAGAAAAAAAAAAAAAAAAAACAACAUUAACUCUAUAACUAUAGUUGUUAUAUUACUAAUUGUAAAAUUUCUUUUAAAAUUUGCAUGAAUGGAGAAUGUAAAUUGAAAUACAAUUUUUAAAAAAAAUGGGAAGAUUUAAUUUUUAUAAUUUAGCUUGAUAAGGCUCUCAUAGAAAUCCAGAUUUAGAUCACAGACCUAUAUAUAAUCUAGGUAUACAUCUUUAUUAAAUUUACCUCCCUGCUAUCAAAUCUUCAUGGUCUUUCGUUUGUAGCACAUAGAAAUUAAGCUUACUUAGAUGGUAACAGGGAUCUCUUAAUACAGUGUCAAAGACAUGUUGUUUUUUUUAAUCGCGACAUUUAAUCAUAAAAAUCCCCAAUUUGGCUUUUGUUUUCUUUGUUUUUUCUAGCCAAAGAUUUUCCCUCGAAAACAUCUACGUGAAACAGGUGUAGCAGAAACUUCGAAAUUAACAUCUUAAUCAAUCAAGAGA
Molecule: messenger RNA, 3710 nt
Organism: Biomphalaria glabrata
Lineage: Eukaryota; Metazoa; Mollusca; Gastropoda; Planorbidae
Product: 18S rRNA aminocarboxypropyltransferase-like
Exons: 6
Coding region: 1-1131 (376 amino acids)
Biological process (GO): maturation of SSU-rRNA
Molecular function (GO): rRNA small subunit aminocarboxypropyltransferase activity
Source: RefSeq, a predicted model, not a curated record